This is a messenger RNA of Hipposideros armiger (great roundleaf bat), 4663 nucleotides long. It is a transcript of the gene PSMG1, whose product is annotated as proteasome assembly chaperone 1. The record is from RefSeq and is a predicted model, not a curated record. The coding region runs from base 30 to 884 and encodes 284 amino acids. The transcript has 6 exons. Gene Ontology annotation, cellular component: endoplasmic reticulum. Lineage: Eukaryota; Metazoa; Chordata; Mammalia; Chiroptera; Hipposideridae. Gene Ontology annotation, molecular function: proteasome binding. Gene Ontology annotation, biological process: proteasome core complex assembly.
GUGCUGCUCGGGCGCGUGCGUGUGGGCGCAUGCGCGUUCCUGUAGCGCCCCGGUUAGGCUGUGAGGGCGUGAGGGCCACUAUGGCGGCGACGUUCUUUGGGGAGGUGGUGAAGGCGCCGUGCCGAGCCGGGACGGAGGACGAGGAGGAAGAAGACGAAAGGAGGAAGGAGACGCCCGAGGACAAGGAGGUCCGGCGGCAGCUGGCGCGGAAGAGGGAGGUGCGGCUCCUUCGAAGACAAACGAAAACAUCUUUGGACAUUUCUCUGCUAGAAAAAUAUCCUUGCUCCCAGUUUAUAAUUGCUAUAGGAAAUAAUGCAGUAGCAUUUUUGUCAUCAUUUGUUAUGAAUUCAGGAGUCUGGGAGGAAAUUGGUUGUGCUAAACUCUGGAAUGAAUGGUGUAGAACAACGGACACCGCACAUCUGUCCCCCACAGAGGCUUUUUGCGUGUUUUAUCAUCUGAAAUCGAAUCCCUCGGUUUUUGGUUCGUCUCCAAGGAAGAAUAUGCAAAUAACUGUUCUCACAUGUCGACAUGUUACCGAUUAUAAAACUUCAGAAUCUACCAGCAGCCUUCAUCCUCCUUUCCUGAAAGCCCUAAAAACACAGAAUUUCAAAGAGCCUCCAUGCUGUUCACUGCUAGAACAACCCAAUAUUGUGCAUGAUCUUCCUGCAGCAGUUCUGAGUUACUGUCAAGUAUGGAAAAUCCCCGCCAUUCUGUACUUGUGUUAUACUGAUGUGAUGAAAUUAGACCUAAUUACAGUUGAAGCUUUUAAGCCUGUACUUUCUUCCAGAAGCUUGAAAGGUUUGGUUGAGAAUAUUCCCCAGAGCACAGAGAUGCUGAAGAAAUUGAUGACGACAAAUGAGAUUCAGAGUAACAUUUACACGUGAUUCCAGAGAGUGUUUUGUAAAGUGUGUCACCCAUCCAUUCCUUUUCGGGGAGCAACUGCACCAUUUUAUGGGUUAUUUUUUUUUCAAGGGGGUACUUUGAGGGUGUUAAAAACAGAAUAAACUUAUUUAAAUUCAUUGUAGUUUUAGUUUAUAUUUUAUGGUGGUGCUGUUCACGACUGAAAUAAUCCAGAUGUUUUUCUUUAUCCACUAGAUGGGAGUAUUGUUGUAUUUGAAUAUUUUGAGGUAAUAGAGUUAAAAUUUUUAAAAGCUGCAGAUGACAACAGGUUGUAUUAAUAUGGCGCAGUAUUGUUAAUUUAGUGCAAAAAUUUGGUAUGCUAUCUGAGAGUUGGUGACCUGUUGGUGGUUCUUAAUAUGUGGAAAGUUUCUGACUAUGUUAUGACAUCUACAGUUUUUUUUUGUUUUAUGGAUAAAAUUGAUAAGGUAACAAAAUUACAUAUUUGCUCAAAAUGAAACAGAAAGUUGCAUUUCAUCACGUCAGCCCUAUCUGACAGGGUAGCCCCUCCACCCAGACUUUGCCAAGGUGGGCUGUGUUGGUAUCACCAGCUCUACUGGGGCAGAGCGUUGUCAUUUGAAUAUGACUUGAGUCAUGAACUUUGAGUAGCCACACUACUUUACAAAACCACAAAGUAAAGUUCAUUAGUGAAAAUAAAGUUUAAAAUGGUGGAGCUUAGAAAUGCUUCUUAUCCUUUUUCUUUCUUGUUAAUUAUUGACUAUCUAUUACAGAUUUAGACAACUUACCCAUUUAUGUCUUCUAGAUUCGGUUCAUUUACUGUUUCAGUAGUGGAGGGGGUUGGGGUAGGAGACACUGUGUUGGCUGACUCCUUGAGUAAGCUCAGUUUCCUCCAAGUAAUAGAGUGCUGGAAGUUUUGUGCAUGGCCUAUGUGUGCACAUGUCCUGAUGAUAGAAAUUGAAGUGUUUUCCUCAUUGUAGAAAAGCAUGCAUCUAUUUAGAAGUGUGUUUGCAGAGCCCUGAAGUAAUAUCAGUUGUGAGAAUGAAAAGACAUAAAAAUCUAGAUGAAUUGAAUUUCAAGGCCAAAGUAUCCAGACAGAUAAGAACAAAGCAGUUAAACUGUCUUGUCCAUCAGCUCUUACUACCUAGUACCCGCACUUGACCUUGGAGGCUGAAAGCAGCCACCAUCCAUUUUUCAUGAGUCUGUAGAGUGGAGGGUGCCCCUGCCAGUCUGUACCAUGGACGGUUGGUCUUGGCUUCUGCCUCUACCGUCACAUAUCUGACGUGAGCUGGCCGGGCCUGGCUGGUGUAGGAUGGCCUUGGCUGGCAUGGCUUGGCUCGGCUCUCUUCCACAUGUCACACUGUUCCCUCAGCUGGGGAACCUGGAGAUGUGCUCAGACCUGCCCCAGCAUUUUUUGUAGCGAUUGCAGUGAGCAAGGGAGGGAACGGAAACUUGGCAGUGCCUUUCCAAGCCUCUGUCAGGCCUGCUGCAGCCCCGGUGCUCACAUGCAGAGGCAGGAUGGGAAGGCCCACCAAAAGUUUGGAUGGGGGGGCGUGACAAACGGGGGCCAUUAGGACAAUCCACCUACCUGCGUCUGCCCUCUGACCACAAUUACUCAGGCCCUCCCACCUGCAAAAUAGGCUCACCCCCGUCCUAGGACACCCAGAGUCACCUCCAGUUAUAUCAGGUUUGAAGUCCAGGGUCUUGUCAUCUAGAUGCGUCUUCUACAGAAACCUACAAAAGAAAACUACAAGUGGUCCUUUACAGACUAGGUGCACGUGGUGACAGGGACAGGCCGUCUGCAAGAAAUAUUUCCCACCUGAAAGGCAAAGACUAGGACACGUGAGUGGUCACUGGUCCACCAAGUCGAAAUUCCACUGGACAAAUAGUGCCAGACCGCCUGCCUCUGGAGUGAGAAGUGUUCCUUGACGGGGCUUAGUUUCUGUUCUCUGGCAGAGCCUCUCCAGUCUCGUUCUUGGCCCUAAGAUGUCGUUUUUCAUCACAUUCCUUGCCUAGUCCGAAAGAAAUGAUCUUUGAUAGCAGCUGAGUAGCUUUCUUAUCCAUAGAAAGAUGAGUGCGUGAAGUACAAUAUUCUUAAAAGCAUUGUGGGCUCCCUACAUAUCUAAUUAUAGCCUGCUCCAUGCUCUCAGUGUCAAGAACUAUGAAGGGUCUGAGAUCCUGCUGACGUGCAAACUUACAGUAAACCUGCCACAAUUUUAUGGAUCCUGGAAUAAGACCUGAGACUCGUGAGUUGGAGAACGGACUUGAUGACAGCAUAGCAAGAAGUGUGAGCUCCACGUUUGUGUCACUUAAUGCUUGUCCCCCAAGCCCCAUGGAGACGAUGCAGAACCGUCCAUGUGUGUGCUGUGCACGCAGUGGGUCUGCGUCCCAGCUGAGGAACCUCACACGUAGGGAGUCCAAAUCUUUUGUUAUAGACAGCAAGCAACCUGCUUUUUCUCUGUAGGAGGCGUUAAUCUUAAGGACAUUAAGCACAUCUGCCCUUGGCUGUAAGAGACACGAUCUCUGCCUUCCAAGCCUUUGCUAUACAGACAGCCUUGAAAAGACAGCACCUGUGCCCUCCCAGUGCAGAAAUGGGAGGCCUGUGAAGAACGGUCUUCCAGUAAUAUUCACCCUUUGUACCUUUACUGCACCUGGUCAGUCUGCCCAGCUGGAUUUGUGAACAGCUUGGACGCUGGGAUGAAAGGAGCCAGGAUGAAACCCAGGGCUGUGGUCUGAGCAACCAGAAGAAACGCUGCAUCAGCUGAGACGGGGGACACCGGAUUACAGAGAAGCCCAGUGUGAUUUGGGGGUAACUGAGAUGUCAACUAGACAUUCAGGUGGGGGUGUUGAGUGGGCAGUUGGACCUAGCCUGGUGCUUGUGAGACAAGCUUGGCUGGCAGCUAAAGACAGGUGUCGUCUGCAAAGGGACCAUUUAGCGUGGGCCUGGGUGACAUCACCAGGCAGUGAAUAUGAAGAGGACAAAAGGAAGGGCCUAGGCCCUGCAGGGCUGGUGGUCAGGGAGCUGACAGGAGACCGAGAAGAGCACCUGGGAAGGUAGGACGGAACCAGGAGGCCAUGGUUUCCUGGAAGCUUGUGAUGAAAGUGCUUGAAGCCGGAGGAAGUCUUAUUUGGGCUUCCUGCUGCUGACACAGCAAGGAAAGCGAAGACCAACGCUUCAUGGUGGAUUUAGCAGUGUGUUGGGUGGUUGAAUGAGUUAUAUGUUCCUUUCUACUGAUCAAUAAUCAUUUAGGAGUAUAGAAUUUGUAAUUGAUAUUCUUGCCAAUACAUCAUUAAUUUGAAUGGUGGUGGUUUCUGGAGAAAUGGGAUCAGAAUGCACACACAUGAUUAACUACAAUUCUGACUUCCCUCUCUUUAAUGCCAGUGGAGACUCAUUUCCGAAUUGUCUUCCAGCCUUGCAAUCUUACUUUGGGCUGGGGAGAAGGGAAGAGAGAAGGAGGAUGUACACGAAAGAUGAAAGAAAGAAAGGACUUCCUGCAUUGAUGGCUGCCUGGAAUUCUGGUUUUAGGGAAGAGGGAUGAGCAAUUGAGCAUGGAUUCCAAUAAAUCCGCUUGGAUAGAGUAGGCUGGGUCGGAGUCUCCAAUCACAGGGGGAGAUCAGUUAGCGUGCCGUGCCUUCCAGCUCUGUGCAGCUUCUGCGUUUACUAAUCGCCUUUAGAAUAGCUUGCUGCCGGCUAUCCAAUCUAGCUCACACCCUCACAUAGUCACCAGAGUGACAACACGGAUGGACCUAGACGGUAUUGUGCUGAGUGAAGUAAGUCAGACAAGUGCCAUAUAAUCUCAUAUGUGGA